GGGGCCCACUGGUCGAGAGUUCCCCAGAGCGACGACUGGACUCCACCGGUCGCCCAACGGCCGAAGACGACGCCGGUCGCGCCGCGCCCGCGGAUGGAGCCACCGGGCGACGACACCGUUUCGGGUUCUUUUCGGCUGUGAAGCUCCAGCCUAGCUGUGCAUCAUGGGUAAGAAUCAGCACAGUAAGGACAUGCUGCACCUGAGGCCCACCGAGUGGGCCCAGGAUGGUCGCGGCUUCAAGGCGUCCAAAUGGACUCCCUUUUCCAAGCUGCCACUCAACUGCUGCUUCCUCUCGCUGCAGCCCUUUGACAAGCCUGUCGGCACACGAGACGGCUCCGUAUUUGAGAUCACUCACAUCUUGAAGUACAUCAAACGAUAUGGGGUGCACCCGGUGCAUGGUGGGAAGUUGGAAGUCAAGGAUCUCAUCCCCCUGCACUUCCACAAGAAUGCCCAGGGCAACUUCCACUGCCCGGUGACCUUCAAGGUCUUGGGGAACAACACCGCGGUGUGUGCCAACCUGGCGUCUGGGCAUGUCUACUGUUUGGAGGCAGUGAUGGAGCUCAACAAGAAGACCAAGAACUGGAAGGACUUGAUGACUUCUCAACCUUUCAAGUGGACCGACAUUGUCAUGCUGCAAAAUCCCGACCAGAUCGAGGGCCGCGAAGUGUCGAAGUUCCAUUUCAUGGUCUCUGGCCAACAGGAUGAAGUGGUGCGCGAAAUCACGAAUCCAGAGAGCAAGGUGAGCGACAAGAAAGAUGAGAGUCUCCGACCCAAUGCGGCCGUGGACCGGAUCUUCGCCGAGAAGGAGCGCCUCGCCGAGAAGAAGGCGCAGGAGGCUGCGGACCAGGCGGCGGCCAACCCCGAAGAGGCCAAGGCGCAGGAAGAGGCGGCCAAGACUGCGGAGGAGCAGAAACAAAAACUGAAGGAGGCACAGGCGAAGCGGAAGACCAAUGAACGCUAUACCUCCAAUGAGGUCGGCGCCUCCUUCACGUCCACCGCGGUGCCUCUCAAGUCGAAGAAUGAGCUGCGGAAGCUCACCGAGGAGGAAGAGUUGCAGGAUCUCUAUGAUCAGGUUCGAAAGAAGAAGCAGAAGGGCUAUGUGCGAGUCGUAACGUCUUGUGGCUGCCUCAAUUUGGAGAUCCAUUGCAACAUUGCACCAAGAACCUCCGACAACUUCCUCCGGCUCUGUGAGCGCAACUACUACGACAACACGAUCUUCCACCGGCUAAUCCGAAACUUCAUGUUGCAGGGCGGAGACCCCACGGGCACUGGCCGCGGUGGAGAGAGUGGCUUCGAAGGUGGGAAGCCCUUCAAAGAUGAGUUCGACAGCCGGUUGCUUCACCAGGGUCCUGGCGUCGUCAGCAUGGCAAACAGCGGGAAGAAUACCAACCGGAGUCAAUUCUUCAUCUCUUUGAAAUCUUGUGAGCACCUCAACAACAAGCACUCGGUGUUUGGCCGAGUGGUUGGGGGCCUCCAGAUCUUGGAGGUUCUCAACAACUGGGAGACCGAUGCCAAAGACAAACCCGUGACGGAGAUUAAGCUCAUCCGCACAGAGGUUUUCAAGAAUCCCUUUAAAGAGAUCACGGAGGAGAUGGCGAAACCCAAGGUGGAGAAGGUGGUGGACCCUGUAGCUACCUGGUUUAGCAAUCGCCGGGAUCCCAUGCAAGAGCACAAGAACCGGAACUCCACACAGGUUGGGAAGUAUCUGCCGGAUGAACUGCCGGCCCUUCCAGGGCAGUCCAAACGCCCCGAGGCCAUGCCGGAGGAAGAGGUUGAAUACGCGAACAUCACCCAGAAGUCGAAGCGUGCCAGAACAGACUUCGACUUCUCCUCCUGGUGAGGGACAGGUCGCCCGAAGCAACCUCCCGACCGAGAGGAGGCCGUCGCCGCCACCCGGGAAAUGUGUGAGUGACUCCGUGUCUCCGUCGACAUGUGAUUUGGGGACGCAAAAAUGAGCUACUACAGGACGGAGAAGAAUGCACAGCACUGCAGAAAGUUCUGAAUUCAGCCAUUCUGCUGUGGGUCAGUUCACUUCUAGAGUCUAGAGUGCUUGAGAGGCCAGGAAAGGGAGCUAGAGCUAUUGAGAUCCAGUUUUUGGCUUAUUGCCGGCAAAAGCAAGAUGUAUAUAAGUGGGAUGCAAGAAGGACGUCCUCUGGCCAACUUGUGAUUCUCCUUGACACUACUUGGCACUGAAAAGCUGAUCAGAAUAAUUUUCCUUUGAGCCACCAUCUUUCGGUGUUGCGGUUUCGCACAUUUGAAGGUCCCAAGCCUGGUCAUGGUCUGAAG
Durusdinium trenchii is the source of this 2286-nucleotide messenger RNA. The record is from the annotation of a GenBank genome assembly. NCBI's taxonomy places the organism in Eukaryota, Dinophyceae, Suessiales, Symbiodiniaceae.